AUGGCAAACUCCUUUGCAUCAAAGACCUUCACCACACUUUCAGAUCUGCAUCCAAAUAUGGCUAAUCUGAAAAUAAUUGGUAUAGUUAUUGGGAAAACAGAUGUCAAAGGCUUUCCAGACAGAAAAAAUAUCGGAUCAGAGAGAUACACUUUCAGUUUCACCAUUCGGGACUCACCAACGCAUUUUGUCAAUGUGACAUCCUGGGGCAGCGAAGGUUACAUCAGGUCGCUUUCUGACAGCUUUAGGGUUGGAGAGUGCGUGAUCAUCGAAAAUCCCCUGAUUCAAAGAAAGGAAUUAGAAAGAGAAGAAAAAUUCAGCCCUGCAACUCCCAGCAGCUGUAAGCUAUUGCUCAGUGAGAAUCACUCCACGGUAAAAGUUUGUUCCAGUUACCAAGUGGACACCAAGCUCCUUGCUUUGAUAUACUUACCUGUCAAAGAGUCUCAUGAUUUUUAUUCAUUGGGUGACAUUGUUGCAAAUGGAUGCAGUCUGGAUGGGAGGAUUAUUAACGUGCUUGCGGCAGUGCGCUCGGUCGGAGAGCCAAAACACUUUACAACUUCAGACCGGAGGAAAGGCCAGAGGUGUGAGGUGAAGCUCUACGAUGAGACAGAGUCUUCUUUUGCAAUGAUAUGUUGGGAUAAUGAAUCUAUCCUGGUUGCACAGAGCUGGGUGCCGCGAAACACAGUGAUAUUUGCCUCAGAUGUAAGGAUAAGUUUUGACAAAUUUCGGAACUGCAUGACGGCAACUGUAAUCUCAAAGACCAUUAUUACGACUAAUCCAGAUACCCCAGAAGCUAACAUCCUGUUGAAUUUUAUAAGAGAAAAUAAAGAAACAAAUCCUCUGGAUGCUGAAAUGGACAGUUACUUGAGAGAAUCCGUAGAUUUAAAUACAAUAGUUGAUGUCUACACAGUUGAGCAAUUAAAAGUAAAAGCUUCGAAGAAUGAAGGGAAGGCUGACCCUUCCUACGGCAUUCUUUAUGCUUACAUUUCUACGCUGAAUAUUGACGGUGACGCCACGACAGUAGCUCGACACCAAUGCUCAGGCUGUGGUUAUGUUGUAAAUGAAGCAUCCAGCACUUGUACUGCUUGCAACAAAAAUUCUUUGGAAUUUCGGUCUGUUUUUCUCAGCUUCCACUUGCUGAUUGACCUCACGGACCACACAGGUACCCUCCAGGCCUGCAGUCUCACGGGACGGGUUGCUGAGGAGACGUUAGGCUGCACCGUAAAUGAGUUUCUUGCAAUGACGGAUGAACAGAAAACAGCACUGAAGUGGCAAUUUCUUCUGGAAAGAAGCAAAAUUUAUUUAAAAUUUUUUUUAUCACACAGAGCGAGGGGCGGAUUGAGAAUUAGUGUGCUCUCAUGUAAGCUGGCAGACCCUGUUGAGGCAAGUAGGAGCUUGUCUGGGCAAGGAAAAGUUUAAAACAAGAUACUUCAAACUCUGGACAAGAAUAUGAGUUUCCAUUUUCUUGAGAGUGGAAAAUGAGUUUGAAAACUAUGGAUAAAAUUGUAUUUUGUUCAAAGGUGGUAAAAGUGUUUCUAUAAAUUGUUAUUAUGUAUCCUUCUGGAGCUGGUUAGGGGGUAAGUCUUAAAAUCUCUCAUCCACCCCAGCUCCUUUCUUAGAAGGCCUUUUGGCUGAUUUUGCCCUCUCUUCCCAAGUUG
This is a messenger RNA of Enhydra lutris kenyoni (northern sea otter), 1655 nucleotides long. It is a transcript of the gene MEIOB, whose product is annotated as meiosis specific with OB domains. Gene Ontology annotation, molecular function: single-stranded DNA 3'-5' DNA exonuclease activity; single-stranded DNA binding. Bases 1 to 1416 code for a protein of 471 amino acids. Gene Ontology annotation, biological process: resolution of meiotic recombination intermediates. NCBI's taxonomy places the organism in Eukaryota, Metazoa, Chordata, Mammalia, Carnivora, Mustelidae. The record is from RefSeq and is a predicted model, not a curated record. The transcript has 13 exons.